CGGUUAGUCCGGAUUUUCAUGGGUUGCCUGCCCCGCUUCCUGUCCAGGUGCUGUCCAGUGUCCACUUUGCAUCCAAAUUUUGUGGAAUACCAGCAAUACCCCAGUUCCCAACUUCCGUUUUCCCCCUGUAAUUGAUCUCCACUGCAUGUUUCUCUCCCCCUUUUUGUCUCUCCUUCAAAUCAGAAUCCUUCACUGAAAAAGGAUGAUUUUUGAAUGAUGAGAGGGUUUGCUGUCUGGGGAAUAAUUUGAAUUAGUACUGUUUAACUUAAAGUGAUUUUUUUGGUUUAUUGGAUUUGUAAAUUUGAGCUUUAGGUGUUGAUAUUGAAAUGGAUAGGUCAAGUUUAGGAGGUGGGUUUUUAUCCGGAUCAAAUCGAUUACUAGACAUGGAAAUGUCAGUAGAUAAGCUCCAACAAGGUCAUAUGGGUCAUUCAUUGAUGACUCAUGAAUCUUUGGAGUUAAAUCCCAUAAACAUGAUGAGUGGUAUUGAAAAUGAGCACUCAUUAGGGUUUCUAGAGGCAAAGGGGUUAUCAUUGAAGGGGAUGUCUAUGGAUUUUGGUAAGGGGAAGGGAAUAUCUCUAGGAUGUUCGCCUAGUAAUCAUACGACAAGCGAGGAUGAGGAGCCUAGUUUUACGGAGGAUAUGAAUGGUGAGAAUUGUAAUUUUAUUAAGGAUAGAAAGGAAUCUCCUUGGCAACGGAUGAAGUGGACUGAUAACGCGGUCAGGCUUUUAAUAGCAGUUGUUGCUUCUGUUGGUGAUGAUGGUAUGUUUGAAGCUAAGGAUGGGUUGAAGAGGAAAGCUGGGAUGUUGCAGAAAAAAGGAAAGUGGAAGAUGGUUUCGAAGAUAAUGAUUAGCAACGGUUGUUGUGUGUCUCCCCAACAAUGUGAGGACAAGUUCAAUGACUUGAAUAAAAGGUACAAGAAGUUGAAUGACAUUCUUGGUAGGGGAACUAGUUGCCAAGUGGUGGAAACUCCGUCUUUAAUGGACUCCAUGCCGCACUUGACAGAAAAGGCGAAAAAUGAGGUUAAAAAGAUAUUGAACUCGAAACAUUUGUUUUAUAGGGAAAUGUGUGCUUUCCAUAACGGCCAAAGAAUACCCGACUGCCACGACAUUGAUCUACAAGCUCAUUUAUUGCCUCUAGCCCCUCAAGAGAAUGAAAACAACAUUUCCGAGGCACAAGAAGGCGAUGAAAAUGAUGAAUCAGAGAGUGAUGACUCAUUUGAAGACAACGAGAACGAUAACGAAACCAAACCUGGGAGGAUGGAGGGAACAUCUGCUAGAAUCAACAUGAAUGGAGGCAACUCUAACUUCUCAUUGUUCCCUAGCAGGCAGGACAGCAAUAGAAGGGAGCCGGAGUCAAUGUAUCAAGAUGUCCCAAAGUCACCAGCAGAACGAAGAGCAUGGAUUCAGCAUCAACUGUGGCAAACUGAAGUACAGAAGGUCAGGUUGCAGGCUGAGACACUUAACCUGGAGAAAGAGAGGCUUAAGUGGUUACGAUUUCGCAGCAAGAAAGACAGAGAACUCGAGAGACUGAGGCUUGAGAAUGAAAGGAUGAAAUUAGAGAAUGAUCGGAUGGUUAUGCUGCUUAAGCAGAAGGAAAUAGUGUCAGGUUUGCAAAACCCAGAAUCGUUAUUGAAUCCAUCUUCCCAUACCAUUGAAAGGCUUCAUGGGUAAGAUUUAAGAUAAAACCAAAUAGGAAUAUGUGGCAGCUAAAGUCAGUAAGUCAGUUCCUUUUUUAUGACAGUGUAUGUAUGCUAUCUGACAUGAUACAAAACAUAGCUUGAUCCAUGAUGAUGAUUAUGUGCAUUGCUGUUCAAUUUUUAUCUUUUUGAAACUUUUAUAUGUUGUUUUCUAGGAAAAAACGAGAAAAUUGUGGAACUAGCAUAUGUUUUUCCGAUUUUUGCUUAGGCCGAUUUUUUAAGCCUAUUCCACUUUUUAAACUCUUGUAUAUUCUCCCAUCUGGAUGUAAAGUUGGUUAUGUUACCAUUUAUGACUUAUCACUAUAAAUAUCCUGGAUUCAUCUGUCUUUGCCUAGUAAUUACUUUCCUGAUGAGCAACAAUUCUUUGGCCGAGAUUGCUUGUUGGAUUUAGCUAAUGCUGUUGGAUACCUUGUUUUGAUUUUUCUGAAAAAUUGUUGAUUUUCUUGCUCAAUAAGCCAAAUCUCAAUUGAAUACUUAUUAAUUUAUGCAUAAUUUACUAUUUUGUUGCUCAAUUUGUAAAUAUCGGAAAGCCUCAUUGAUACCCUUUUGUUCAUUCCUUGCAUAACAUAAAGCCUUCCUCUUAUUUUGCCACCCUUCUUUAAAGAAUGCUCAUCACACAUGUAAAUUGGAAUUGAUAGAUUUUGUUCCUCAAAUUACUCAUGUAAUGGCAUACAUAAACACACACUACUUGCACAUAUUAAUCUUGAGCAUUUUGGCGAUGUGAUUUCUUGAUCUUCUAGUGUCUUACCUCAUUCAUGGCAUGCAUAUCAUUGAUACACGAUUUUGUGGCUCUUUCGUAUACUCGAUGUGUAUUGUGUUAUUCUGGGAUUUUGAUUGGUGAGGUGUUGUACUUUCUUUUGAUCGUAUUAUCUAACCUAGACGGCGAGACUCGGAAAAGGGGUCAUUCUCUAUAUUUGAGUUCAAUGUGAGCAGUCCUAUCCUAUGCAUUUUGAAAUUUGUUUUGAUCUUUUAUCCAUUUUUCCGGAUCAUAGUGCAAAAAUAUAGGUUCUAUCACUACAUUACAACUGCAUUGUAAAGGUUUAUGAGGUUACCACGAUCGCGUAAAGGCCGCAAUAACAGCAAAACCAUUCGCAUUGACCCACAUUUGAGAUUUCGCACUAGGUCUUGAGCCUAACUAUUAGCGAAAAUUGAACUUUCCUUCCUCCUCUCUUACCCCAUGAGAUUUCGGAUAGUGCCUCAACCCUUAUCACCGUUUUUACUCAAUGUAACAUAAUUUGCCGGUCAAUUUGCUUUUUGAAUUCGCGAUUUGCUCAACAUGACCCUAAAAUAGCCCAAAACCGAUCAUAAUUCACUUUUUUGAUUCGUGAUCACGAUUCACAAGGAGAUUAGUGAAUCACGUGACAAUUGACUAUGGUUUGACUCGGUCUUCGUGAAAAAGUAUUUAGGCCAUUUGGCACCCUGUGCAUGUCAUUAGACAAGUAGACUUGUAUUCAACUAAUGUAUACUUUUUCUAAAUUCAGUUUGGAAUGACAGUUGCUAUUGUUCCUGAUGUCUCUCCGUGUCUCUAAACAACAGGGCAAGAUAUUGAUUGCUUCCAUAUAUUGCAAUCCCAUUUUAAAUGUUUUUGAAGUCAUCACAAUCAUAUAUAGGCCCCGAUAACCACAAAACCAUCCGCACUGACCCACAUUCGACUUUUUGCACUAUGUUCCGGACCUAGAAAUUAGUCAACCUAAACGCCCGGCCUCCUUGCAAGUUCGACGGUCUUCACGUCAAAAAGAGUAACUUAGGACAUUUGGCCCCUGUGAGUUGCACAAGUCAAUAGGUAAAUAGACAGUUGCUGAUGUUUAUGCAAAUGCAAAGCUGACUGCUCAGCAGUCAUCUUAAAAUGGCUUUGUGCAUUGUUUUUAUUGAGGUCAGAAUAACACAACCAGACACCAAAAGGUCAUAAUUUGUCGACUUUUUCAUUGAUUUGCUAU
This is a messenger RNA of Amaranthus tricolor (Joseph's coat), 3633 nucleotides long. RefSeq lists its product as uncharacterized. The transcript has 2 exons. Lineage: Eukaryota; Viridiplantae; Streptophyta; Magnoliopsida; Caryophyllales; Amaranthaceae. The coding region runs from base 327 to 1670 and encodes 447 amino acids. The record is from RefSeq and is a predicted model, not a curated record.